AUGAACUUGCUUGAUCUUCCCGGCGAAAUCCGCCAAGAAAUAUUCAAAUUGAGAAUACAGUCCCCAAGUGUGCCUGUAAACCCAUCACAGAGUCAGGAUGGGCGACAUCAGCUGUCACGGGAUGCCUUUGAAGGCGGGGGAAUUUGGCUGCUGCAGCCUCAAAACCCUGCCCUUGGUCUUUUAUUGGUGAACAGACAAAUCCAUGAGGAGACCAAAAGCAUCAUUGAUAUAAUACCCAGCACUUACGACCUCGAUGUCAUGUUUAUCAAACACCACGGAUUGUGGACCACUUGGUCUCUUCCCAAGCUACCUAAAACACACUACAUCGACCAUGUGCACGUCACGGUCCGCAUUUUUGACCCGGCCGAUGACCUUGACCCUCGUUUUCAGAAGAGCCUCAGCUUCCGAGGCGGUGAUGGUGGACCUGAACUUGCGGUGUGGUCGUUUUAUCACCUUCUCGGCACUCUUAUCAGCAGAGGCCCAGGCUACAUCGGGCAUGGAACUAAAUCGGAAUGCACUGCGCCUUAUAUCAUCAGAGCAAUCGAUAUCGAUAUCCUGAAACCAACUGAUGGUGCAAAUCACAAGAGUAUGGUCUGCACAGACAAAGAAUUCGAAAGAAGGAAGCCUCGAGUUAACAAGGCCUGGUUACACAACGACGCUUCAAAGCCACCCGAAGAACGACUGGCCGAGUACAUGAUUAGUAACAUGGACCUUUGUCUCUGUCUUGGUCGUCACACUGGUUCUUACGCGAUGUUUGUUUUUGAGAACGUGACGGAGAUCAUCAGAUUUCGGACUAACGGGAAAGAAUUCAAAGUAUUUGACUUGAGGAAGAGACUUGAAGCACACAAAGAGGCCUAUUUAGGUAGCCCUCCUCCUGUGUCUGAUAACCAAAAGCGGAUCUAUAAGGACUGGGUCGUGUAUGUUGAAGAUAGACGAGCACGUAUGGAGAAGGGUCUGGAGCCAGAUCAUGACCGACCCGAAGGAGGAUGGUGGAGAUGGAGUGAGAAUGACAUGUUCUAG
Fusarium sp. VM40 is the source of this 1020-nucleotide messenger RNA. Lineage: Eukaryota; Fungi; Ascomycota; Sordariomycetes; Hypocreales; Nectriaceae. The record is from the annotation of a GenBank genome assembly.